AUGCCUGCCGACGUGGAUGGCCCACGGGAUUUCUCCCCUCCGCCACGGUACAGCGAAUCAAACAAUGUCUUAGAAUCAAAGGACGGCGAUCCGCGCCCUCAUAAUCACGGGCAAUGGUUAUUACGCCGCACCUCGAUCCACAUAGAAUCUUCAGCAGCUGACGUCGAGAGUUCGCGUUGUACAUCUAUUUCGUCGGGAUCGACGGGUCCAAACAGAGCCGGUGAUGGAUUCUUUCAGAAGAACGGCGACCAUGGCGGCCAAGGGCAGGCAAACGGAGGUCUAGGUCACCACUUUGGCGCAUUACAGUUGGGCUCUCGAGUUGUAAUUGAAGCAACGCACCCGACAAGAUCUCGGGCGGAGCGUCGCGUUGAGCUGAAAGGACUCGAGCAGGCUGCCAGUGCAAAGAGAUGGAGCGGAUCUGGCCGUCCCGCUGAACUCUGGGGGAAGCUUAUGCAAGAUCCUGAGCUGUGGGAUGAAGGCGGAGAUACUUAUAUUUACUUUGGAUAUCAGCGCCCGACACCUUCCUUUCUCAUCAAAGCAUCUCUACUCGAGGAGAUGAAGUCUGAUCAUCUCAUGUCUAAAUUACAUGACGCCAAAGACUCACGGUCGUUCUCUCCGUCCACGAAAGCUCUUUCAUCACUAGGCGGUUUCAAAUCGCUAGCCAUAGGGAGGAAAUCUCCCAGAGCAGGUUUGAGGCCCAGAGUGGAGGCUCAUGUCUGUCGUGACAUAUAUUUUCCAGCACCACUUGAGGCAUCCCGACUUGACAUCUUGAGAUACCACCUCACAACGCGCAAUGUAUUUGCAUUGCUGCUGAACAAGCCUUUAGUCGGCUUGACUUUCUACCAAGCCCUAGUAGACCUUCAGGAGCGACUAGAGGACCUUGCUCCCACUUCCCCGUCUGCCGAAACCAUUAUCAACUAUCUAAUCAGGAACCGGUUCCAUAAUGUGAGCAACGAGCCUUCAGCCGCUGUGGGAUUGCUUGGGUGGAGUGAAGACAACUUAUGGCUGGAAGGUUGGCGAGAGGGAUACGUUCAUUGCACUGGCAUGUAUUCCAAGCUGCGACCAAUGCCCGAGUUUGGUGAUCUUAGUCACACUACCCGAUCGUCUCUUGAGCGGUCCAAGCUUGAGCUCACCAUCAAAAUUGAGCAAGCGGAGCAGAGGCUUGCCACAUUUCAUUUCGAUGACAUGUGGCUGAUCGGCGGACAGAGCCAAAGGUCGGUUCCUGCGCGGUUCAGCGCCCUUCGGCGCUUCUUCCAACGACAUUAUGGAAAAGUGUACAAGAGCUGGCCUCCGCGACCUGCGAAAGGAUGUGACGCGUGGUUGACGCGAAACCUUGUCGCAAGGCUCAAAGAAGACUUCGGCGCUUUGUACCGAUACUACGUUGAUCAAGAUAUCGUGUGGGAUGAUGCAAAUCAAAGCAUGAUCUACAGGAGUGAUCUUACACAAAAGAGCCAAAGCAAGGCCCUUUUUGGCAGCCGAACAAAAGCUACCGAGAAGCGAACUCUCCCUUUCUCUAAUGAGGCUAGCGACGCCAAUAUCCUAUCAUCCAAUGUCAUGAACAAUUUGUUAGUCGAAUCUUUCAUCAAAUUUGACAGAGUGGACAACUCGGGGAAAGAGGACCCUCACGACGUCCGAAAGAUGCGGUGGCUACUCAUAUACGGGAUACUCCAAUCCAUAAGUUAUCUGACCUUCGAUACACCACACAUCUGCUUUACGGACGGUGCUGAUUAUUUCACGAACGCAAGGCUGAAUAGUAUCAUUCCCUGGAAGGCGGAUGAAACAUGUUCGAUGUUGGCCCAACCUGACGUACACUCAUGGCUGAUCCCUUAG
Bacidia gigantensis is the source of this 1830-nucleotide messenger RNA. RefSeq lists its product as uncharacterized. The record is from RefSeq and is a predicted model, not a curated record. Lineage: Eukaryota; Fungi; Ascomycota; Lecanoromycetes; Lecanorales; Ramalinaceae. The transcript is spliced from 2 exons. The coding region runs from base 1 to 1830 and encodes 609 amino acids.